Messenger RNA from Neocloeon triangulifer, 2861 nucleotides. Its product is annotated as STAM-binding protein. Gene Ontology annotation, cellular component: endosome; membrane. The transcript has 14 exons. Gene Ontology annotation, biological process: protein K63-linked deubiquitination. Gene Ontology annotation, molecular function: protein binding; K63-linked deubiquitinase activity; metal-dependent deubiquitinase activity. The record is from RefSeq and is a predicted model, not a curated record. The coding region runs from base 138 to 1448 and encodes 436 amino acids. Lineage: Eukaryota; Metazoa; Arthropoda; Insecta; Ephemeroptera; Baetidae.
GUGAACUUCCGUUAGUAAACAAAAUCCACCUGUGCCGAAAAACGUUCCACCUAAAGUCCCCAUUUUAUUGGUCAACUUGCGGUCUGAUUCAGGAAAAUAAAACUGAUUUUCUAUGCAGCUUCAAUAGGCUGAAAACAAUGGACAGAGUGCACAAUCCUCCCACAUCCAACCCUUCAAUGGAGCCGAAUCUGAGGCUGAAGUGCUUGACUCAGCUCGGUGACAGUAUAGAAAUAGAUGCUACCAUUCCAGCAAGAAGGUACUUCCGAUCAGGACUGGAAAUGAUUAGAAUGGCAAACUGCUACAGCGAGGAAGGCAACUUCGAAAGCGCUUUCAUUAUUUAUAUGAAAUUCAUUGUGCUCUUCCUUGAAAAGAUUAGGAAUCACCCUGACUUGAGUUCUGUCAGCGCAGUCGACAGGGAAGUUAAUAAGCAAAAGUUGAAAGAAGUUUUGCCCGUAGCUGAAAAAAUCAAGUCUAAGCUACUCACAAGGUUUACGGAAGAGCAUGAACAAUACAAAAGAGAGGCUGAACAAAGGAGGUUUUUGGAAGAAAAGGCAAGAAGGGAGGAGAUUGCCAGGCAAGAAAAGGAACUGGCAGACAAGCUGUCAGCGCUGGAGUUAAAAGGCGCCACCAACUACCACAAACAACCACCUUACACAGCUAAACAAGAUUCUGACUUCAUUGUUCCGAUUUCUCCCAGCGACAUUUCUUACCCCAAAGAUCCUGAUUUGCUGGAUGAAGAAGAGCAAUAUUCGACUGAAGAUUAUGAUAAGAUCUCGCCUGUGACUCAAAAAUAUCCAGUCCCAGACAGAUCCCUGAAGCCUUCAAAGCUUGAAAUCCCAACUAGCUCCAUAUUGAAGCCAAACAUAGACAGGUCAACAAAACCUCUGUCUCUCCUUAGUCCCUCUCUACACAAUCAGCUAGGACUUCGAAAAGUCAUCAUCCCUUCGAAGCUACUAUCACAGUUCAUGAGUCUGGCACAGAAAAACACCGACCAGAACAUCGAGACCUGUGGAAUUCUUGCUGGAAGCUUGAACAAAAACCAACUCCAGAUAACACACCUUUUGGUUCCAAAGCAAAACGGCACUCCUGAUUCUUGCACGACUAUGAGUGAAGAGGAGAUCUUUGAUUUCCAAGACCAACAUGACCUUAUAACUUUUGGAUGGAUCCAUACUCACCCGAGUCAAACUUCGUUCUUGUCAAGCGUGGAUUUGCACACGCACUGCUCUUACCAAAGAAUGAUGCCGGAAGCAAUUGCUAUUGUUUGUGCCCCCAGAUAUAAAGAAACUGGGAUUUACAUGUUGACAACUAGUUACGGACUAGAUUUCAUUGCAAAUUGCAGAAGCACUGGAUUCCACCCGCAUCCUUCGGAACCUCCCCUAUUCACUACUGCUGAGCACGCCAUGUUUGAUGAACUUGCACCCAUCAACGUAGUUGAUCUAAGGCGAUGAUUUGAUUGAGUGAAUCGUGAGGUUUGACCAAAAUGUACUACUUGUUCAUUGCUACCUAAAAUAAGAUGAGAAGUGAGAAAGUGUGCAAGCAAUGCCAAUUUAUGAUAAGGCAUAUAACACAUUGUGUACAUUAAUGAAACGAUAUUAAAGGCCUUCUUGCUUGUGAUGCUUUAAAAGUGAGCAAAUUAGUUGCUUUGCAGUUAAAAGUAUUUAUCCAAUCCUCAGUGUGCCCAGCACGACUUUAUGACUGUUGGAACUUAUUUGAAGUAAAAAUAAAACAAUCCGACUGCUAUCGCAGUGAAUGAUUUUGAGUCACUAGCAUUAAUAAUCCACCUUGGACGCCAUGCGCAAAAACAGUAUCUUAUCUAAUCAACCUGUUCAAGUUGGGAAACUUGCAGUCUUCAUCAACGGCAAUUAAGUUACAGAGUGGUCUUGAAAAGUGGUGUAAUUUGCUUGUAUUUGCUUUAUUGUUCGGUUUAAGAUCCAGUUCUAAUUUUACAAAUAUUUGCCCUCUUUUGAUUAUCACAAGUGGAGUGGCAGUUUGUAUUAAGACAGCACUUUGCUGCAGGGUAGAUAACUCUAUUUACUCUUCCAUCUCUAUCUGUGCUGAGCAAUUGUGGUCAAUCAAAAGAAGUAGUCACCUUUUGAACACAAUAAUGAGGACAAUUUUGAUCUCGUUCACACUGUGCUCUGCGAUAUUUAUUCACCUUCUGCAGCCAGGACGAUGCGCCCAGAUACCCUCAUCAGAAUCGACUUUUUCUCCAACUCCAUCAGUCCUUCCAUCCUCAUCUUCACAUGGAGAAAAUCAAACUAAUGUCCCGCCUAGUCCGACUCCAACUGCAGUGACCCCUUCCUCCAUUAGACCACCAGAAAAUGCAACUGUAUCAUCUGCCUUGCCGUCUCCCACAGCCAAAAUUGAGAUGGUCGGAUUUGACAAUGAAGAGGCAAGCGAAAGUCCUCGCAUUACUAUGACAGAUCCAACAAUAGAAACGACUGCUGCGAAUAACUUCACUUCUGAUGCAGUGACAGAGUCAACAAAGGAGCAACUCAUUCCCGACGAAGACCUGACCCUGAGCUUCAUUUCAACAUCGUCACACAUCAACACAGCCACGGCCUUCUUCCCUGAAGCAAAAUCUGCAGUAAUCAUAACUGGUUCUUUCCUAAUUGUAGCAAUUGUGGCUUACGGAGGGCUGAUAAUUUGGAAAAAAGUUUUGGAGAGGAGAUACGGAAACCGUGAGUUGCUGGUUAACGAGGAAUUUUACGAUGUGAACGGACUGAAAUACUUUGAGUUGUGAUGGAAAAGUCAUCGUUACCUCGACUUAAUCACUAAUGCACCAAAAAUUUUGUAAAUCUUUAACUUAUACGAACCAAUCAAAUAAACUUGAAACUGUGAAACAAAAUCCUUCACCUCUU